Erigeron canadensis is the source of this 2414-nucleotide messenger RNA. RefSeq names its product V-type proton ATPase catalytic subunit A. Gene Ontology annotation, biological process: ATP metabolic process; proton transmembrane transport. Gene Ontology annotation, molecular function: proton-transporting ATPase activity, rotational mechanism; ATP hydrolysis activity; ATP binding. NCBI's taxonomy places the organism in Eukaryota, Viridiplantae, Streptophyta, Magnoliopsida, Asterales, Asteraceae. Gene Ontology annotation, cellular component: plant-type vacuole; proton-transporting V-type ATPase, V1 domain. The record is from RefSeq and is a predicted model, not a curated record. The transcript has 20 exons. Bases 165 to 2036 code for a protein of 623 amino acids.
CUUAUUGAUAUGAUCCACCACUCACUCACAAACACACACAUACACACAAACCAUCACCUUCGUUGGUGACGCGCCAAUCCAUUUCAAACCCUAACUAAUUAUAUCUUUUAUCAAUCUGCUCGUGUAUCUAUCUGUAUCUAUAUCUAUAUAUUUCAAAAUUAAAGAUGCCGUCAGCAUAUGGAGCUCGAUUAACGACGUUUGAAGAUUCAGAGAAGGAAAGCGAGUGCGGUUAUGUUCGUAAGGUGUCAGGGCCAGUUGUCAUUGCAGACGGAAUGGCAGGAGCUGCUAUGUAUGAACUUGUUCGUGUUGGACAUGACAACCUUAUAGGGGAGAUUAUUCGUCUGGAAGGAAAUUCUGCCACAAUCCAAGUUUAUGAAGAAACAGCUGGGUUGAUGGUGAAUGAUCCUGUUCUGCGGACACACAAGCCUCUGUCCGUGGAGUUGGGCCCUGGAAUAUUGGGGAAUAUAUUUGAUGGUAUUCAGAGGCCUCUUAAAACUAUUGCAAAAAGAUCAGGUGAUGUCUACAUUCCUCGUGGUGUGUCUGUCCCAGCUCUCGACAAGGACAUACUUUGGGAAUUCCAGCCUAAAAAGUUAGGCGAGGGAGAUCAUGUAACAGGUGGAGAUCUAUAUGCUACUGUGUUUGAGAACAGUUUAGUGGAACAUCGCAUUGCUCUACCUCCUGAUGCCAUGGGAAAGAUAACAUAUGUUGCACCAGCUGGUCAAUACUCAUUAAAGGACACUGUCCUGGAGCUUGAAUUUCAAGGUGUCAAAAAGCAGUAUACUAUGCUUCAGACAUGGCCUGUACGUACACCUCGGCCCGUUGCAUCAAAGCUUGCAGCCGAUACUCCUCUUCUUACUGGGCAGCGUGUUCUUGAUGCCCUUUUCCCAUCGGUGCUUGGUGGGACAUGCGCCAUUCCUGGUGCAUUUGGCUGUGGAAAAACAGUUAUUAGCCAAGCUCUAUCUAAGUACUCAAAUUCGGACACUGUUGUUUAUGUUGGUUGCGGAGAAAGAGGAAAUGAAAUGGCAGAAGUUCUCAUGGAUUUCCCUCAAUUGACCAUGACAUUACCUGAUGGCCGCGAAGAAUCUGUGAUGAAACGUACUACACUUGUAGCCAAUACUUCUAAUAUGCCUGUGGCUGCUCGUGAGGCUUCAAUCUAUACAGGAAUUACCAUAGCUGAAUACUUCAGAGAUAUGGGUUACAAUGUAAGUAUGAUGGCAGAUUCUACCUCACGUUGGGCGGAAGCAUUGCGUGAAAUUUCUGGUCGUCUGGCAGAAAUGCCUGCGGAUAGUGGUUAUCCUGCAUAUCUGGCUGCACGUUUGGCAUCCUUCUAUGAACGUGCAGGUAAAGUCAAGUGUCUUGGUGGACCAGAACGUGAUGGUAGUGUCACAAUCGUUGGUGCUGUGUCUCCUCCUGGAGGAGAUUUUUCUGAUCCUGUUACAUCCGCCACCCUCAGCAUUGUCCAGGUUUUCUGGGGUCUAGAUAAGAAGCUUGCUCAGAGAAAACAUUUUCCUUCUGUUAAUUGGCUUAUCUCCUACUCAAAGUACUCAACGGCACUAGAAUCCUUCUAUGAGAAGUUUGAUUCAGAUUUCAUCAACAUUAGGACCAAGGCUCGUGAGGUGCUGCAGAGAGAAGAUGAUCUCAAUGAAAUUGUCCAGCUGGUUGGGAAAGAUGCUUUAGCAGAAACUGAUAAAAUUACUUUAGAGACGGCAAAACUUUUGAGGGAGGACUAUCUUGCUCAAAAUGCUUUCACACCAUAUGACAAGUUCUGCCCUUUCUACAAGUCUGUAUGGAUGAUGCGCAACAUUAUUCAUUUCUAUAAUUUAGCCAAUCAGGCUGUGGAGCGAGGAGCUGGUAUGGAUGGCCAGAAGAUCACUUACACACUGAUCAAACAUCGUUUGGGUGAUCUAUUUUACCGCCUAGUGUCACAGAAGUUCGAAGAUCCAGCUGAAGGGGAGGAUGUUCUUAUUGGGAAAUUUAAGAAGCUAAAUGAAGAUCUUACUUCUGGUUUCCGCAACCUUGAAGAUGAAACUCGGUAAAUACUACUGAAUACGUAAUCAGGUUAUUUGCAGCUGAAACCGAGCGGCAAUUUUCACCUCUCAAGAGUCGGUCGGUUUUUGGGGAGGUCGUGUUGUUUCUUAGUGCAUGAAAGAAGGAACGAGCAAGCAAAUGAGAUUGUUAUUAGUACGAUUUGUUUAUUAUACAAAGGGUGUCCAAUAUCGUUUGUGUUGUUUAGCUAUAAUUUAUUUCUGCAUCCUUAAGCAUUUUGUCUUGAGAGUUGAAAUAAGCUUCACAUUGUGUAGGUUGUCAAAUUACUACUCUCAAAACUCAUGUUGAUAGUAUUAUCGUCAUUUUUUUUACUUGUAAGAAUGAAUAAUUAUGAAAUAAGAUUGUUGGUGCAGCCAUUUAAAUUUGCA